Messenger RNA from Liolophura sinensis, 2028 nucleotides. RefSeq lists its product as uncharacterized. Gene Ontology annotation, molecular function: acid-amino acid ligase activity. Lineage: Eukaryota; Metazoa; Mollusca; Polyplacophora; Chitonida; Chitonidae. Gene Ontology annotation, cellular component: cytoplasm. The record is from RefSeq and is a predicted model, not a curated record.
CGUCCGAGUUUUCGAGCGUUUGUUUGUUUUGCAUUCUUAUUCUUUGGCUCUUUUUAUGCGUGGAAAUGGAGACCAUAUCCGGACAGUUUUGUGAUGACUUUUGUUUUAGGAUUUUGGGUGGCUGUUACUGGUCUUUUGGCUCUCACUUCAUUGGACAUGGCUAGAAAACGUGUAUCGAUGUCCCACACAAACCAGACAGCCAUCAGCCAUUACCUCAUGUUCUCCUGUCUCUCUUGGUUUGGCUGGUACAUGCGACGUAAGCUGGAAGUGGAAACACAAAACUGCAGGGAAGUCCAGGAGAAGGUCCUUUUGGAAAGAUUACAGCUAAAUUCCGAAACAGGUUAUGGCAAAGAAUUCAAAUUUAAAGACGUAAAAAAUCGUGAUGACUUUGUUCGAAAUCACCCUCUAACGCGAUACAGUCAUUAUGAGCCCUAUAUUCAGAGAUUACUGAAAGGGGAGGAAAGCGUGUUAACUAAAGACCGACCUGUCAUAUUUGGGGUUACCUCAGGUACAUCAGGGAAAAGCAGUGUGUUGCCUAUGAUCAGGAAGCAGCGAGCUCAUUUCUUCUUUAAGGGCACUUCCAUUGUUUGUCAAGCUAUGCUGGAGUCCUAUCCCAACACCUAUCAGCUGCAAAAAACUCUCAAAUUUUUUUACACCCCGAAAUGGCGGACUUGUGAAGCAGGGAUUCUUGUUGGAACAAAUUCCUCUUCUCCUUCCAAUUCCGGGGCCUUGCUGAAUAUUUAUUCAACCCCCAAAGUGGUCGAGGUUAUGGAGGUGCCAAAAACGCUCUAUCUGCAUUUACUGUUUGGUCUACGAGACCGUAAUAUCGGCUCGUUAGAAGCGAACUUUGCCUCCUCCAUAUACACAGGUUUCAAAGCGCUGGAAGUUCACUGGAAGCAGCUGGCAGAUGAUGUGGAAGGAGAGGUGCAUCCAGGCCUUGUUAUAGAUAACAAUAUUCGAUUAGAGCUGAACAGACUUCUAACACCAGACCCUCAGAGAGCUGGUGAGAUCAGAAAUGCCUGCAGUGCUGGACCGGUGGGCUUGGCCAUGAAGCUUUGGCCUCACUGUCACAUGUUAUUGACUAUAGAUACGGGCACUUUUGCCCUGUAUGGGAAAAUGCUGGAAGACACUUACUGUAAGGGUAUACCGCUAUACUCAUGUUUGUACGGGCCACAGAGGGACUUUUGGGGAUUAAUGUUUGUCCAGAAAGACGGCCCUGCUCGUUAUGUGCUUGUGCCCACGUCCAUGUUUUAUGAGUUUAUACCUGAGGAAGAUUGUGACAAAGACCAGCCUUGCACACUGUUUAUUGAUCAGGUGAAGGAAGGCUGUCUGUAUGAGAUGGUGAUUACAAAUGUGAGUGGGCUGUGCAGGUACAGGUUUGGGGAUGUCAUUAAGGUUGUCGAUUUCUACAACACCUGCCCAAUCAUUGAGUUCAUGUACAGACAAGGUCAGUUUCUGAACGUCAAUUCUGAGAAAACAUCAGAGAUCAGUUUUUACAAGGCGUUGACAGCAGCAGUGUCCAAGUGGUCAAAAGUGGGACUGACUGAUUAUUGCUGUGCUGAGAGCGUGCUCAUGCAAAGAGAUGCAUCUGCCAGCCUUGUUCCCCAUUACCUGGUGUUUCUGGAGUUAGAAGGCUCAGAUAAGGAUGUCAAGGCAGUAAGGCAGCAAUUUGACCUGAUUGAUAAGGAGCCUUGGUGUGGGAUAUCCUAUGUGUACCAAUCAUUCCGUGUCAAGGACAGCAUUGGGCCCAUGGAAGUUGCACCUUGUCCAGUUCUGGAUCUUUCCCUGGAGCUACGUCAGUUUGCAUUGGAGACUCAGAAUGCUUCUCCAAAUCAAUACAAGGACAUGGAUGUUUUAGAAAGUGGACGAUCUGGUCUGCUCUUGCCAACAGAUUGUCAAAUGUUGAUGUCAAAUGGUGAUGUCAUUCCAAUGACAUCACCAUGUGAUGUCAUGGGGAUGAAGACAUACUACUUACCCACCCCAACCACCAACCCACUCCGACUUGUCAAACUGAAGAAGGAUAACUAG